UGAAGUGGACGUGUAGUGAAUUGGAGAUGUACUGAGGUCUUAUUUGAUUUUCAAGUUAUGUAUAUUUAUUUGUCAUAAGGAACAGUGGAACUUAUAAUCAGUUAUUUAUUGUAUUUAAUUACAGACUUUUAAAUGUGUGAUUUAUACAGUUGCUACUAUAGUGGUUUUCAAGUGUAAAUUAGUGAAUGAUUGUGGUGAUAUCUUCAAACAAUCAGCUAAUUUGCAGUUUCCGACAAAACAAUUCAUAAUUUGCUACAACAGGCAACGAGAGGAAAGGCUAAACAAGCGCUGAAUGCAUAUCGUCACGUAAACAAUACAUUUGCUAUGGAGUUGUGGUUUAGAGUUGUUUGAACGGUAGCCGAUAUGUGGAAGACUAUAGUUUUGCUGUCGCUCGCUGCAACAGUCAGCGCCCUGCUCGAAGGACCAAACGUUUGCACCAGACAGGAGACGUAUACGACAACAAUCAGAGUAUCCGAGCAGAAACCAUUUCAAGUUAAAGAAUACGCCUGGUGUUUCAAUGUACCCCCACGAUGUUCCAAAUACAAGAUCAAGUUCAAGCAGGUUUUGAAAACUCAGAUUCUGGUGAAACAGAGGCCAGUCGAAGAAUGCUGUGAAGGUUACGCGCCGGAUUCCGAUGGGAAGCAAUGUGCGCCUGUGUGCGUCGAGUCGUGUGUACACGGGAAAUGUGUGGCGCCGAAUACGUGUGCGUGUUCGCACGGAUAUGGGGGACCCGCGUGUGAUAUAUCUUGCCCCGAUGGUAAAUGGGGUCGAAACUGCCAAAAUGAGUGUCGCUGUAUGAAUGGCGGUACGUGCGAGCCGCUGACUGGCGAGUGUGCGUGCACGGCCGGCUGGCGCGGUGACGCGUGCGAGAAAGCCUGCGCGCCGCCCACUUUUGGUGACAACUGCGACCAGAAGUGUGAGUGCAAGAACAAUGCUACGUGUAAUCCUGCGAGUGGAGCCUGUGAAUGUUUCCAGGGUUUCACUGGACCUUUAUGCGAGGAGAAAUGUCCUGUUGAUGAGCCAUGCCCGUUGCGAUGUCGCUGUCAGAAUAAUGGGAAGUGCAACUUCUUCACCGGCGAGUGUGAGUGCACCGCCGGCUGGACCGGCGAGGUGUGCGCUAACAAAUGUCCCGCUGGUAGAUGGGGUGAUAAGUGCGAAAAGACGUGUGAAUGUGCCAACGGUGCUGGAUGCCAUCAUGUUAGUGGAAAAUGCCAGUGCGAAGCUGGUUUUACAGGAGAAAAGUGCCUGGAGGCGUGUCCGCUGGGCACGUUCGGCGUGGAGUGCCUGGGCGCGUGCGCGUGCCGGCACGGCGGCGAGUGCUCGGCGCGCGACGGCUCGUGCGCGUGCCGGCCGGGCUGGCGCGGCGCGUGGUGCGAGCGCCGCGCCUGCCCCGACGACACGUGGGGGCCGCGCUGCGACCACGACUGCGAGUGCAACCCCUCCACCACGGACAUGUGCGACCCGUGGACCGGCGCCUGCGAGUGCUCGGCGGGCUGGGUGGGCGAGUUCUGCACGCGCCAGUGCCCGCUGCUCACGUACGGGAAGGGCUGUCGCGCCACGUGUCGCUGCGAGAACAGCGGACACUGCUCGCCCGUCAACGGCUCGUGCCUGUGCGCGCCCGGCUACCGCGGCCUGCGCUGCGAGGAGCCGUGCCCCUUCCCGCUGUACGGCGACAACUGCGCCGACACGUGCGACUGCCACAACAACGCCACGUGCUCGCACGAGACCGGCCAGUGCGACUGCAAGCCCGGUUUCGAUGGCUUGAAAUGUGAUCGACCAUGCAAUGGAAAAACCUUCGGCCACAGAUGUCUACAGCCUUGUGAAUGUGAGAACGACGCUCCUUGUAACCCUGUCAAUGGUGAAUGUGUAUGCAGUCCAGGAUACGAAGGCGUGCGCUGUGAGCGUCGCUGUCGUAGCGGUUUCUACGGACACAACUGUUCCUUGCCCUGCGACUGCUCCGCCAACGCCGUCGGCUGCCACCACGUCACCGGAGCUUGCAUCUGUGAAACCAGUUGGAGAGGCGUGCGAUGCGAGACGCAGUGCGAGGCGGGGCAGUUCGGCUCGCAGUGCUCCGAGCGCUGCCCGUGCGCCAACAACUCGUCGUGCGACGCGGCCAGCGGGCUCUGCCAGUGCGCGGCGGGCUGGCGCGGCGAGCGCUGCGACCGGCCCUGCGCGCCCGGCACCUUCGGCGUGGCCUGCAAGCAGACCUGCCCCUACCAUCCGCUGGCAGGGAACGCGACGUGCGACCCCGUGACGGGCAAGUACUCGUGUCCGAGUGGAUUCACGGGCGUCAACUGCGAGUACCCGUGUCCGCUCGGCACGUACGGAGAGGCCUGCGGACAGAGGUGCAACUGCAAGAACGGCGCGGACUGCCACCAUGUCACGGGCGCGUGCCAGUGCCUGCCGGGCUGGCGCGGCGCGGCGUGCGGCGCGGCGUGCGGCGCGGGCUGGUGGGGCGCGGGCUGCACGCAGCCGUGCCGCUGCGCGCGCGGCGCCGCCUGCCGCCCCAACGACGGCUACUGCCGCUGCCCGCCCGGCUACACCGGCAGCUACUGCACGCAGUUCUGCCCGGAAGGCUACUUCGGCGAUCACUGCAUGGAGGCCUGCAACUGCUCGUCGGAGGGCAACUGGGUGUGCAACCCCGUGAAGGGCUGCGUGUGUCACCGCGGCUUCAUCGGCGAGAACUGCGACCAAGCGGCCAGCGACGCCAUCGUCAUCGACCGCGCCAACGGCGGCUCCAACGCGGGCCUGACGGCGGCCAUGGUGGUGCUGGUGUGCGCGUGCGCGGCGGGCGCGGUGCUGCUGCUGCUGUACUACCGCAAGCGCGUGCGCAGCCUGAAGCGCGAGAUCGCGCACGUGCACUACACCGCGGACCCCGGCUCGCAGCCGGAGCAGCAGCACUUCGACAACCCGGUCUACACGUUCCAGAGCUCCACGCGCGACGACUCUGCUACGCUGCUCAAUAACGCGACGCACAUCUUUAACAAUCUGGGCACUGGCAGCAAACUGAACAACGCCACCGUGGAGCGGUUGAGACUGACUGCGACUAGCUCCAACGGAAGCUACGAUCCAAUGUCACUCAAGAAUAAGGAUGCUGAUUUAACUAAUCCAAACUUGUACCAUUGCAUAGAUGAAGACAAUAAGUUGGACCAUGUCUAUGACGAGAUAAAGCAUAAGGAGGGAUUCGAAAUGGAGUACGACCACCUGAACUACACUCCGCCGGCGAACACCUGGAAGCCGCACUACCAGAGGAUGAACAACGGAGUGGCGGGCCCCGCCCUCGAAGCGGCGACGCCCCCCAUCCCGCCGCUGCCCAAGCUGCACGCGGCGCCCGCCGAGCCCGACGACGAGCCGCGCGACGACGGGGGGCCCACGCCGUGACGCCGAGGCGCCGGGCGCCUCGGAGGUCUGUCGGGUUCGUCCCCGUUUCGUAGCCAUUUUAACUCAUUAUAUUUUUGAAUUACAAAGAAUCUGAAGUCGCACCUUUGUUUUAAAAUGGAAUUAUCAUUAUGCGGUUGUGAUUUUACGACAAUAUAUGAAAAAUAUUGGAGUUUUCGCCGAAAAUGUAUAGUUUACUCGGGGGCUUAAACAUUUUUUAUUUAUGUGAUAUAUUAGUGGAAACAAAUUAUAUUUUGAUACGUAUAUUGAAAGCUCCUCGGUUCCUCGAAAACCUCGGUAUUUGGUUAUAAUACAUGUAUGUUAUGUAAAUUACUCUACCGAUACUAUAAAGUGUAUUUUGAUACAAAUAAGGUAAACAUUAUAUAAGUCGACAAAUUUACUUUACAAAAACAAGAAUUAAUAUUAAGGUCUAGUCUAGAGAGUGAAAAAUAAACUUAUUUUUGAAAACGUUUAAAUCAGGCUGAGUUAACCUUAUUAGAUUUUACAAUAAAACUCUUUCUU
Messenger RNA from Vanessa tameamea, 3900 nucleotides. It is a transcript of the gene drpr, whose product is annotated as protein draper. Lineage: Eukaryota; Metazoa; Arthropoda; Insecta; Lepidoptera; Nymphalidae. Gene Ontology annotation, molecular function: scavenger receptor activity; protein binding. The transcript is spliced from 18 exons. The record is from RefSeq and is a predicted model, not a curated record. Bases 364 to 3381 code for a protein of 1005 amino acids.